AUUUAAACAUUCAUGGACAAGAUUUUGGUAGUGGAUUUCCUUGCAUUUUUGGCCAAUGCCUAAAAAUGUAUCCUUCAACUGAAUAGUUUGGUAAAUUAUUGUAUUAAGAUCGAUAUCAAGGAUACCCAAGAUUUCGGACGCAUCAAAUCAAAUAGGAUUUUACUGUGUUUAUGUGGGAUUUUCUAUCAUUUGAUCCAACAACAAAGUAAAUCAUGAAUUGUGAGGAAAUUAAAACGAUGUUUUUGAAGAAUUUCGAAUUUUGGGCAAUGUUUUCACAUUGAAUUUUCAAAAUAAAGAUUUGUCAAUGAUGCAUACAUUAAGGUGAUUUCAUGGGAGAAUAGAGUUUUUGGCAAUAUUAUAAAACAUUUACAUAGAAAUAAUAUAACAAUUUGUUAUGGAUAUUUUGUGUCCUCUAGCAUUUUAGACACCAUGCAGACUUUUAUCACGACAAUAUACCACAAAUCUGGUAAUUGUUGCGGCAGUUUUUGUUUUUGUUUUUUUUUUUUUGGAAGAAUUAUUUUUAGCAAUUGUAAGGGUCUACUAAAUUCGAAAUAUUCAUUUUUCGCAGAAUAAAAUCUAUAGAUAAUGUGUUUAAUAUUAACAAUAAUGUAAAUUCGUAAAGUUUAAAUACACUAAGUUUAAUUUAUAGUGCUUUAGCACAAUUUCGCAAAAAUAAAUUGAUGCAAACAUUUUCGAAUUUACGUAAGGGGCGAGAUCAAAAGAUCGAUGUCGGAUAAAAAUCUAAAUUCAAAUAGUUAGCGAGAGGGGGAUAAAAUAUCCCAGUUACUUUCUGUAAUCCGACAUUGAUUGCACUUUAGUGGGGAAAAAAUACAAAUGACUGUUAAAAACCACAUAAUAAUACAUUUUAUUACAUUUUAAUGAACAUUUAAUGGUUUUAAUUAAUGUACACUUUCAUUUGUGAAUAAACAGUAGAAAAGGUAUGCAUAGUGUUACUUAUAAUCAUAUGUUUUUACUUGUUAAUCGAUUAGGUUCAACAUUCAUCAUAUUUAGUUUUAAGGGGGGGGGGGGGGGUCGUCUUGAUGAAAACUAUGUGAAUUUAGUUUUGUUUUUUUUUUGGUCAGGCAUUGAGCUUUAGAUCUCGCCCCUUAUUAGGUUUAUGAGAGAGAGAAUCAGCACGAAAUAGGCGUCAUAAUCAAGCUCUAUAAAGUCUACAAGCAGAACAUCACAUACCUUAACAUGGUUUUCCUAAUUUAGUUCAGAAUCAAAAUUUGCUUUUAAAGAUAACUUAAGGCAUGAUAGUUAAUAUUUUCUUCCGAAGAUAAUAUCUGUAUAGACUUUAUGGAAUAUACGUCAUAAAUUUGGGAUGUCCCAAUGCAAUGUAAAUGAGAAAUGUCUGUAAACGUAUGCGAAAUAAAUCGCUGCCAAUAAUAUUUUUCAAAGUUUUUUUUCUGCGACGUACGAAUGGACAUAAGUUCAUGUUACUCCUACUAGUUGGUUUAAUAUGACGUAUGAAUGUGAUGAAACAAUAACAGGUCAAUUUUUAUAACAUAAACUUGAAAAAUACCACGUCAUCGUAUAGAAAAGACCUUCACCGCCUUCAGAAUCAUGCCAGAAUUUUCCUUAUCACGCACUCCAUCUCAAACACACCUCAAGGACCAAGACGAUUAGAGAAUCUAAAUAUAAAGCCGACUGAUUUCCACAGGAAACUCUAUGUUGUCAAUUCUUCAUUCAUGCAACAUCUCCACGGGGUAAAUGCGAUUUCCGCGGAACCAUCUAACCGACUUGCAGCUGGGUCCACAGAUUAUUGCUAAUUACAAAAAAAGACCAUCAAAGAUCGAUUCAAGAAAUGCUGAUACUUCUGUUUGUCACCAUCAGCGAAAAUCACGUGACAUCAAAAUUUGGUAUAAAAGGGAAACGAUACCGGCCACUAUUGCGCUACUUGGUGCCAUAAGUGUUACACAAGGUGGAAAAAUCCCGCUACUUUUCGGCCCCAAAAAUUAGGGAAUAAACAAACAAGAACCAAAAUGGCAAUUAAAGGAACCACUCUAAGCAAAGCUUUGACAAAAUCUUUCGGAUUUCAAAAGCGGGUCCUCUCCACCUCAUCUACAAACAGGCAGGCAAUCGCCUUCACAGAAGUAGCACCACUUUCGUGUCCAGUGAAAGAAGCACUGACUACAAUAAAUCGAAUUAUGGAACCAACUAAAACACCAACGGAACCAACACCACAGGUCCAAACAUCCUCAUUUAAGUCGUUCGACAGCAUUCCCGGGCCAAAGGGACUCCCCGUCAUAGGAACACUCUUUGAUUACAUGAAGAAAGACGGACUCCGCUUCAACAAACUGUUCGAAGCAUACAGACAACGAGCUCUACAAUUCGGACCCAUUUUCAAAGAAAACAUAGCUAACAUUUCAACUGUUGUCAUCAGCGACCCUGUUGAAUACAACAAGGUCAUCAGAGCAGACGGCAAACAUCCCAAGCGUCAUCUGAUGGAGCCCUGGUACUACUACAGGGAAAAAAAGAAGCUGGGACAAGGCCUUGUAGAUUCACAAGGUUCUGAAUGGCACAAACUUCGUACCGUUGUUUCCAAGAAGAUGUUAAAGAUGAAAGAAGUUUUUGAUUACUGCACGGACAUGGAUGAGGUGGCCCGGGAUUUCACUGACCACCUGUCCACCCUCAGAAAUCAACAGAAUGAAGUCGUGGGCAUCGAAAAGGAACUCUUCAAGUGGUCCAUGGAAUCAAUGGGUACAUUCUUAUUCGACUCAAGGAUUGGUUGUCUAGGACCAAAUCCUCCCCAAGAUGCCCAGGACUUCAUUGAAAACUUACAAGGAUUCUUCAAGCUGAUGCAGCCUCUUAUGUAUAAUGUCCCGCUCUACAAAAUAGUUCCUACCAAAAUUUGGAAACAGUACGAAAAGCAUGCAGACAACAUUUUCAAAAUUGGCAGAUCCUUUGUCGACAAGAAAGCUAUCCAACUCCAGCAAAAUCCCCUUCAAGAAGGAGAAAAAUCAUCCUUCAUACACUACAUGAUGAAUCAGAAAUCCCUUACUGAAAACGAAGCUCUCUCAACAGUCGUGGACAUGCUCAUCAGUGCUACAGAAACGACAUCAUCUGGAACCCUUUGGGCAUUAUACUGCUUGGCCAACAACCCAGAAGUCCAAGCGAAGUUAUAUGAAGAAACAAAGCGAGUUUUACCGAACAAUGAAACAAUCACACCAGAAACACUUUCACAACUCCAAUACGUCAAGGCCGUAAUGAAAGAGACCUUCAGGUUAUAUCCAAUCACUUUCGCCACAACCAGAUAUUUAGCAGAGGACACAGAAGUAGCUGGUUACACAAUACCAGCAGGGACACACGUUCAGGGGAACUUGUAUGGGAUGUUUCGAGACAGCAAACUGUUCCCUGAACCGGAAACCUUCAAACCUGAGCGCUGGUUGAAGGAAAACCAGAUGAACCAGGAAUCAAAAGCUCUCUCGAACCUGGUGUGGGGUCAUGGGGCACGCAUGUGCAUAGGACGCAGAUUUGCUGAACAGGAAAUGCAUAUAUUAGUAACAAAGAUUGUUCAGAACUUCCGCUUAGAGUACAACCAUGGACCGGUAGGAGCUGUGUUAAACACCGUUAUGACCCCUGAUCGUCCUCUGCACAUUUCGUUCAUUCCGAGAAAUUAAGGAAAGCCUG
Molecule: messenger RNA, 3633 nt
Organism: Ostrea edulis (European flat oyster)
Lineage: Eukaryota; Metazoa; Mollusca; Bivalvia; Ostreida; Ostreidae
Product: cytochrome P450 10-like
Exons: 12
Coding region: 1986-3623 (545 amino acids)
Molecular function (GO): iron ion binding; heme binding; oxidoreductase activity, acting on paired donors, with incorporation or reduction of molecular oxygen
Source: RefSeq, a predicted model, not a curated record